AAUAUUAAAAAAAAAAGAAUACUGGUUAAAUUAUUUGGCGAGAAAAACAAUAGACUUUUCCUCCGACACGCCAACUUGAACUUGAGUCUCAAUUUUUUCCCGAGAGGCGAAGUUGCUACUCUUCUACUCUUUCUAUCUUUCUUUCUAUAGCAGCAGCUAGAUCUGAACCUUUUGUUUUCGAUUAUCAUAUUUUAUCAACCUUCGCUAAUGGCAAAAAUCUUAAACCUAAGUUCUGCUACCAGAAUCACUCUGAUUUUGUUACUAUGCUUCAAUUCUCUUGUUAAUCUCCCUCAAACUAAAGCACUUUGGUUAACUAUCCCCAGUCAUGGAACUAAGUGCGUGUCACAGGACAUCCAAACACAUGUUGUCGUUUUAGCUGAUUACUAUGUUGUUGCUGAUAAUAUCAAGGGUCAACCACUUCCUACUAUUUCUGCCAAGGUGACAUCUCCGUAUGGAAAUAAUCUUCACCACAAUGAAAAUGUUACCCAAGGUCAAUUUGCAUUUACAACUACUGAGAGUGGGAACUACGUGGCAUGCUUUUGGAUGGAUAGUAAAAAUCUGCAAGGUACUUCAAUCAGCCUUGAUUGGAAAACUGGAAUCUCUGCCAAAGAUUGGGACUCCGUUGCAAAAAAAGAAAAGAUAGAGGGAGUUGAGCUUGAGCUAAGGAAACUUGAAGGAGCCGUGGAAGCCAUCCACGAGAAUCUGUUGUAUUUAAGGACUAGGGAAGCAGAGAUGAGAGAAGUUAGUGAAGCAACAAAUGGCAGAGUUGCUUGGUUCAGUAUAAUGUCUCUUGGCGUCUGCGUUUCGGUUUCGGUGUUGCAGCUGUUGUAUCUAACACGCUACUUUCAGAAGAAGAAGCUCAUAUAGAUUUUACUGUAUUUUCUGGCAACACUUGAAAACCAAAUUGUUUUUUCUGAUUGAUAGAGAAUCAGUGCUGUACAGUUUUUCGUCUUGUGGAUUUAAUUCAUGUAUCAUUGAGGCUUUGUGGAUUACAUGGGUAUAACACUCAAUGCUAAAUAGUCUAGAAUAUGAUCAUUUCUCUCC
This is a messenger RNA of Trifolium pratense (red clover), 1044 nucleotides long. Its product is annotated as transmembrane emp24 domain-containing protein p24delta3-like. The coding region runs from base 208 to 867 and encodes 219 amino acids. Lineage: Eukaryota; Viridiplantae; Streptophyta; Magnoliopsida; Fabales; Fabaceae. The record is from RefSeq and is a predicted model, not a curated record. The transcript has 4 exons. Gene Ontology annotation, biological process: endoplasmic reticulum to Golgi vesicle-mediated transport; Golgi organization; intracellular protein transport. Gene Ontology annotation, cellular component: Golgi apparatus; endoplasmic reticulum-Golgi intermediate compartment; COPII-coated ER to Golgi transport vesicle.